Penicillium expansum is the source of this 1215-nucleotide messenger RNA. RefSeq lists its product as uncharacterized. The record is from RefSeq and is a predicted model, not a curated record. NCBI's taxonomy places the organism in Eukaryota, Fungi, Ascomycota, Eurotiomycetes, Eurotiales, Aspergillaceae. Bases 1 to 1215 code for a protein of 404 amino acids. The transcript has a single exon.
AUGGUGAGACUCUUGGGAUUCUUGCCAUUUGCGAUGUUGGAUGCAGAUACCCCGGACCCCAUUAGAGUGGAAAAUACCCCAACCUCGGUGGCAUCAGCAGGCCAGGAUGUGGCGAUCACGACGACGCCCGGCGGAAACAACAAGAAUCUUGCACUAGAAGCGUCAAGUUGGGUAGAUCCAGCAGCGACAGUGACAGGUAUCUAUCCUGGAACGGUUUCAUGGCCCUCAGCCAGCGACUUGACCACACCUCCAGCACCAAGUGGGACAUCUACUGUCGAUGGUAUCAGUUCAGAAGCCAUUCCAACCAGUACACUGGAUGCAAGCUCACAUAAUCCACCAUUAUCAUCAACACAAACAGCCUGGACCGCACUGUCAAGUUUAAACUCAUCCUCUGUCACAUCCACCCCAACAACAACUACAAUCUCGGCCUCAUCCUCAUCUUCAGAAACAACAUUAGCAGCUAGCGACUCAACCGCUUUCUCCGGCGGUCCAUCAAAAACAACAAAAAUCGCCAUAGCAGUCCCAGUCUCAGUAAUCGGUUUAGCUCUUAUCCUAGCACUCCUGUUCUUCCUCUCCCGCCGACGACGCCGCGAAAAGGAACGCAAUUCACUGCCACCACCUUACGAUAUAGCAACAGGCCAUCGAAGCGCGGUAUCAACACAAGAGCUAAUGAUAUCUCCUAAAUCCUCGACACCGGAACCAAGACGUUCAGUGCCGACCCCGGCAAUGUCUUCAACGGCAACAUCCAUGCCCUUGCCCAUGCCGCGGAUCCCGAUUAUCAGUAUCUCGCCGUCGACGGAAAGUCGGGGCCGAACGCCUACUCCUGAUCCCAGUCCUGGCUCGGGCUCUGUGCACCGCAUGCCUAUGACCCAUGGACCUGGUGACUCUGAGACGGAGCUUGGUGUUGCAGUUGCUGUUCCGAUGGAUCAGAGGCGGAGUGCUACAGAACAGGAUUUGAGAGGUCGGGUUGCGUCUGUUACCUCAUCGAGGGGUCCGUCGCAGUUGGCUAGGAUGCCGUUUGAGGAUUUUUCGGAUGAUGAGGUUGGUAUUGGUGUUGCUGUCAGUGGUUCGGAUGAUGAUGAUGCUGUUUCUGAUGUGUCGGAUUUGGAUGGACGCAGGAGGGAGAGGGAGUUUGAUGAGGUUUCUGUAGUUUCGUCGUUCGAUGAGGUGUCGCCGAUAGGUGAGCAGGAGAGGAGGCGGUUUCGGGGAGUUUGA